AUGCGCACUAGAGGCUGCUCGCCGGCCCGCUUCCCUCAGCCCUCGGCUCCUUCCAGGCUUCCGCCACCUCGCCCCGCCCCGCGCAUGCGCAGGGGCAUUUUUCCCGUGGUGCUCUGGGGCGCGGGAGAUUUGUAGGUAAUGGCGGGCACUUGGUCCCUGGAUUGUGGCGGAGGAUCCUCCAUCAGCUGUACCUGUGGCGAUAAGGGCAAGUGGAGUGACUCCUCGCUGUUGAGCAAGCGGCUCUCCGAAGACUCGAACCGCCACCAGCUGCUGCAGAAGUGGGCAAGCAUGUUGAGCUCCACAAACGGGGACGCGUCUGUGGGCAACACAGGGAAGGCGCGGCUCGAGGAGGCGACGGUGGCAGAGGAGAUGCCGCUGGUGUUUCUGUGCUCUGGCUGCCGGCGGCCUCUGGGCGACUCGUUGAGCUGGGUGACCAGCGAGAGGGACACCAACUUCAUCCUGCUGCGCAGUGUUUCUUGUAAUGUUUCUGUGGAUAAGGAACAGAAGCUAUCCACACGUGAAAAGGAAAACGGUUGCAUUCUUCAGACUUUGUACUGCACAGGGUGCUCACUCAAUCUUGGCUACAUAUAUAGAUGCACUCCCAAGCAUCUUGAUUAUAAGAGGGACUUGUUUUGCCUCAGUGUUAAAGCCGUUGAAAGUUAUAUUUUAGGGUCCGCUGAAAAGCAAAUUGUGUCAGAAGAUAAAGAGCUUUUUAAUCUUGAAAGCAGAGUUGAAAUAGAAAAUUCUUUAAAACAGAUGGAAGAUGUCUUGAAAGCAUUACAAAUGCAGCUGUCUGAGGUUGAAGCAAAAUUGCCCUUUGACAGUUACAAAACCUGAACUCUACUCUGUGUCCCUCACUCUGCCCUGUCCCUCUACCCUUAUUUGUUAAAAGAGAAGAAUUGUAGCAUUACUUUUACAGCUGUAUUUUAUGGUGAAGAGGUGAUUAUUUCCCAAAUUCCAAUUUUAAAGCCAUUUUAUGGUACUUUCUGGAAUUAGAAUUAGGAGUUUUUAUUUUGAUAAGAAAGUGGGAUAAUUUUCUGAACUGUUUUCUCCUCUGUAUCAAGUUCAUUAUUCUUCCUUUCCUAUUUUUUAAGAACUUCAAUUUACCUUUAAUACUUGGGACAAUAUUUAAUAUGAAUGAUAAGAAAAUUGUAUAGGUUUUUCUACCCACAGUGUGGUUGAAUCUUGUCUGAAAAUUAAAUGCAUAAAGCUCUUUGGAGAAACUGAUCAGUUGAAUUAUUUGUCAGAACUAUCUGAAAACUUGCACGAGAGCAGAAUAGCACAUAUGUACAGUAGGAUUCCACUUUAUCCUGUUUAUUUACUAGUAUAUGCUUUAAAAAUCUCGAAGAAUACUUAUCAGAGUAGGAGGGAUGGGAAUUCCCUCUGACGGUGGGAUUCUGGGGGAAUUUUUAGUUUUUUAGUUUUAUAUAAUGUAAACUUUUAUAGUGUAUUAUUUUUAUAAUCAGGAGUACA
Molecule: messenger RNA, 1473 nt
Organism: Microcebus murinus (gray mouse lemur)
Lineage: Eukaryota; Metazoa; Chordata; Mammalia; Primates; Cheirogaleidae
Gene: MIS18A
Product: MIS18 kinetochore protein A
Biological process (GO): chromosome segregation; CENP-A containing chromatin assembly
Cellular component (GO): chromosome, centromeric region; chromatin; nucleus
Source: RefSeq, a predicted model, not a curated record